Messenger RNA from Paramuricea clavata, 409 nucleotides. NCBI's taxonomy places the organism in Eukaryota, Metazoa, Cnidaria, Anthozoa, Malacalcyonacea, Plexauridae. The record is from the annotation of a GenBank genome assembly.
AUGAUUACACUUAAUUCAUUAAACUUCUGCACAUCAGAGUUUUCAAGCAAGUCCAGCAAUCUGGUGCAGCCAAGUCCCCAACCACAAACACUGGUUAUUGGUGCAACAGAUUACCGAGAGCAACAUGUUAGUUCUGGUGUAGUCCAAGAAAAUGCUGUUGCAUAUGUUGCAGGAUAUCUCCUGAAGAAAUGUUUCAACAUCCAUGACUGUUCCACAUGUAAAGAGACUUUGGAGUCAGCGAAUUUGGAUAACAGCAGCAAAUUAUUCUGCUACUUCAAAAACUAUAAAGAGGACAAUAGUUCUGGAGGAUUACAUAUGCCUCCUCAGUGUUUCCUCGACUAUAUUUUGCGCCUGGAGGACAGCUUCGUGAAAAACUUCUCAGUUUAUACCAAGUCCACAACAGUCGGUG